ACUUGUUGACAAAGAAGGAAGAAAAAAGAGAGAGAGAUCACUUUGGAAACAACAAUGGCGAACAAAAGGACAAAUAUAUGCCACGUCAUCCCCUCCAUCCACCCCACGUACCUUUAUGUCAUUUCUCAAAGAAAAAAUCAGGGUCUUUAAACCUUCCAAUAAGUCACAUAUAAAACGGCGUCACAAAAAGAAGAUAGAAACUUCGAUAAGUUUUGAAGAAGAAAUGGAAUGGAGAGAAUGUUAUUUAGAUGUGAUCUUGGUGCCGCUAGGGCUAAUGGUGUAUGCAUCUUACCAUGUUUACUUGUGGCAUAAGUUACGUACACAGCCUCUCACCACUAUCAUCGGCACUAACGCUAGAGCUCGCCGUUUCUGGGUCGCUUCCAUCAUCAAGGACAACGAGAAGAAGAACAUCUUGGCCGUUCAGACGCUUAGAAACUGCAUAAUGGGGUCGACUUUAAUGGCAACAACAUCGAUCCUCCUCUGCGCGGGUCUAGCUGCGGUUUUAAGCAGCACAUACGCAGUGAAGAAGCCUCUAAACGACGCCGUUUUUGGAGCUCGCGGAGAGUUCAUGGUGGCUCUCAAGUACGUCACGAUCCUCACCAUCUUCCUCUUCUCCUUCUUCUCCCACUCUCUCUCAAUUCGUUUCAUCAACCAAGUCAACAUCCUCAUCAACACUCCUUUUCCUCCUGAGGAGUUGGAGGAUGAGAUGAUGAUGACGGCGGAGGAGUACGUGGCGGAGUUGCUAGAGAGAGGGUUUGUUUUGAAUACUGUAGGGAAUCGGUUGUUCUACGCGGCGUUGCCUUUGAUGCUUUGGAUAUUUGGACCGGUGCUUGUGUUUUUGUGCUCAGUCGUGAUGGUUCCUCUUCUUUAUAACCUCGAUUUCUUCUUCUUCGACAUGGCGGCUGCGAAGCUCGUCGCUUUGUUACUUCUUGCCUUGCUUUUCACCACCAGCGUCUUCGCCGAUGCUGAUGAGCCGGAGAUUUCUGAGGCUGCCGGAUCCGAUGGCUCUUCCAAGGUCCAACUGGAUCAGCUUAAUGCCAAGAUCCGUGUCCUAGAAUCCCAAAUCGAUGAGAAAACCCGGGAAAUUCAGGGCAAAGAUGAGGUAGUAGCAGAGAAGGAGAAACUUCUCAAAGAAAAGGAAGACAAGAUUUCUUCCUUGCAGACUGAAGUCUCAUCACUACAAAAAAAGGGAUCAUCAGAUUCUGCAAAACAGUUGGGAAAGGCUCAAGCGCGAGCUGCUGAAUUAGAGAAGCAGGUAGAGGUACUCAAAAACUUCUUGGAGCAAAAAAACAAGGAGAAAGAUUCCACUGAAGCUCGGACUAAUGAAGCUGAGAAAAAACUAACUGAACUAAACUCAAGCCUUGACAAACUUCAGAAGACAAAUGAAGAGCAGAAGAACAAAAUAGGAAAACUUGAACGUGCUAUUAAGAUAGCUGAGGAAGAAAUGUUGAGGACAAAGCUUGAGGCAACCACAAAGGCUAAGGAACUGCUGGAGGCUCAUGGUUCGUGGCUUCCCCCUUGGCUUGCUGUUCACUGGUUUAAAUUUCAGACUUAUACCGAGACACAUUGGGAGGCCCAUGGGAAACCUGCUGUGGAGACAGUAAUUCUAAAGGUGACGGAAGCAAAAGCUCAAGCUGAAAAGUGGGCUGAACCACAUGUUGAAAACGUUAAAACUAAAUAUAUUCCAGCCAUCAAGGAAACCGUUACUACACAUGUUGAGCCACACGUCCGAACACUAUCCAUCAAAGCUAAAGAGGCUUACCAUGCAUCAAAGAGUGCUGUUUCCCCUCACAUUGUCACGGUUCAAGAAUUUGUAGACCCCUAUUAUCAGGAGGCCAAAAAGUUCAGCAAGCCAUAUGUCGACCAAGUGGCCACGACCACGAAACCACAUGUUGAUAAAAUGAAGGUUGCCAUGAAACCUUACACAACCAAGGUGAUCAUCGUCUAUACAGAGUUCCUUGAAUCCGCCACAACUUAUCACCAUCAGGUCCAAGCCCAUAUCGAACGAAAACUGAAAGACCAUGAGCUGACGGAGCCUUUUGCUACCAAUGAGUUUGUUUGGUUUGCGGCCUCUGCAUUGUUGGUAUUUCCCAUCUUCGUUGCUUACAAAGUGCUCUGUUCUCUCUUCUGCACAAAGACAAAGAAACCUGUUAAACACCCUCAUCACCAUGGUCGUCGUAAGGCCAAAAGGGGUCACACUGACAAGUGAUAUUCAUUGUUCCACGCUCUCGAAAUAGUCGAGGUCACGAGGUUAAAACGCCAUUGUCGUUGGACUGUUCUAAGGUCAGGUCACCGGACAGGUUGCUUGUUGAAUGAAGGGAAAGUCUCGAG
Messenger RNA from Arabidopsis arenosa, 2331 nucleotides. NCBI's taxonomy places the organism in Eukaryota, Viridiplantae, Streptophyta, Magnoliopsida, Brassicales, Brassicaceae. The record is from the annotation of a GenBank genome assembly.